Molecule: messenger RNA, 633 nt
Organism: Hyalella azteca
Lineage: Eukaryota; Metazoa; Arthropoda; Malacostraca; Amphipoda; Hyalellidae
Product: periaxin-like
Exons: 2
Coding region: 1-633 (210 amino acids)
Source: RefSeq, a predicted model, not a curated record
AUGUCUUUCUUUUCCUGCCGGUCUGCAGUCCGUCAUUUGAUCCAUGAAGGCCCGACCUUGAAGACCCAGACCUUAAAGGCCCAGACCUUGAAGACCCAGUCCUUGAAGACCCAGACCUUGAAGACCCUGACCUUGAAGACCCAGUCCUUGAAGACCCAGACCUUAAAGACCCAGACCGUAAAGGCCCAGACCGUGAAGACCCAGUCCUUGAAGACCCAGACCUUGAAGACCCAGCUGGACCUUGAAGACCCAGACCUUGAAGACCCAGAACUUGAAGACCCAGACCUUGAAGACCCAACGCAAAUCUUGAAGACCCAGACCUUGAAGACCCAGCUGGACCUUGAAGACCCAGACCUUGAAGACCCAAACCUUGAAGACCCAGACCUUAAAGGCCCAGACCUUGAAGACCCAGUCCUUGAUGACCCAGACCUUGAAGACGCAAAUCUUGAAGAGAGCCCAGACCUUGAAGACCCAGACCUUGAAGUCCCACCCCUUGAAGACUCAGACCUUGAAGACCCAAACCUUGAAGGCCCAGACCUUGAAGACCCACACCUUGAAGACCCACACCUUGAUGACCCAGACCUUGAAGACCCAGACCUUGGAAACCCAGACCUUGAAGACCCAGACCUUUAA